This is a messenger RNA of Dimorphilus gyrociliatus, 1201 nucleotides long. The record is from the annotation of a GenBank genome assembly. NCBI's taxonomy places the organism in Eukaryota, Metazoa, Annelida, Polychaeta, Dinophilidae.
CAUGUCUGCCGUUGGAAGUGGAGUAUCAGAUGAGGAGAUUGUACGUAUGAGUACGUCUUCAACAUCAGGAUCACCAUCAUCAUCGGAACGUCGAAGUCCUCUUCAUCAUGUUCAACAUAUUCAACAUCUGGUUGUCGAGGAAGAAAAAGCAAAUGUGUUCCGUCCUUGGGAAAGUCCGAAAAGGCCCUCUCCCGACUCGUCACCGCGUCGUUUUAAGCCGUUGGCCAAGUCGAAUGUACUCGGAUCGAAAGAGAUUAGUACUCUGGAAUCUUGGUUCUUAAAUGAAGCUACAUCGGAAGGUAUUCACGAUAUAAAAAUCCAAAGAAGAUUGGCUUCUUCGUUGAAUACGUCACCAGCACAUAUUAGAACUUGGCUUCGCCAAAGAAUGAAACAGAAGAAUCAUUUAAAAUCUUCUCAGCCUCAAAUAAUCCCCUUCUCUGGUCUUGCCUCACCAUGUCCCGUUGCUCAACAACAUUACAACAACGCCUAUCUGUACAACAGUUAUCCAUCUCCAACAACUUCGUAUACGCCGUAUUCUCCAUCGCCUCUCGGUAAUAUGACAGGAGCUUCACCAGCGAGUGCCAUCCACGAUAAUUUUAUAGGAUAUGGAGGACAUAGCAUGAUUUCACCCCAUUCUAUCAAUUAUUCUACACCACCAGCACCAUUACCGCCCACUCAUCAUCCCUCAUCAUCGUCAUUCGCACCUUUACAGCUACAGCCUCCGCCACCGGCUCCUGCCCCAUCAUUGAAUCCCCAAUCAAGUAUGACUUCACCAGCAACAACUAAUGAACCAGAGACGAAAAAGAAGAGGACAAGAAAAAAUUUCGCACCCGAAAUAAAUAGUAUUCUGAACGAAUGGUUCGAAGCGCAUAAAGUCACUCCAUAUCCAACAGAGGACGAGAAGCAAGAGUUGAUGUCUAAAACAGGAAUUUCACAGAAGCAGCUUAAAGAUUGGUUCGGAUCUUCCCUUAAGAAAAUCGUGUUAGCCGUAUUUGUUUACGCGCUUGUACAUUAUUGCGGUUUUAUUUACAUUUCCGUAUAUAGGCUAAGGGUUGAAGAUUAUAGCCUAGUCAAGUUUCAUCCAAUCGAUAGAACUGACGAAGAUAAUAUAAACGACAUUCUAGCAAUAAUUGAUAUGGCUAUUCAAUACGGUGAAGACUUAGAACCAAAAACUCAGGAUUUCGAAGAAACCGAUGACUGA